CUCGAUCCCGUGGUGCUCCGCGGCGCGGUCCGUUCUCUUCCGGUCGCGAAGAGCCGGGACGUAGAGGGCGAUAGCGGUGGGCAGCGGCUGGGCGGCGGAGGCAGAAUGUUGGCUACCAGGAUAUUUAGCCUAAUUGGCAAGCGAUCCAUCUCCACCUCGGUGCGUGUGCAUGCACACGGAAGCGUUGUAAAGACGGAAGAGUAUUCUCUCCCAGCGUAUGUUGACCGGCGUGACUACCCCUUGCCUGAUGUGGCCCAUGUCACGAACCUUUCUGCCCAACAGAAGGCCUUGAAAGAGAAGGAGAAGGCCGCCUGGAGCACCCUCUCCAUUGAUGAAAAAGUUGAAUUGUACCGCAUUAAAUUCAAUGAGACCUUUGCGGAAAUGAAUAGAAGCACAAAUGAGUGGAAGACAGUUUUGGGCGGUGCCCUGUUCUUCAUCGGCGUCACUGCGAUCCUCCUGUUGUGGGAGAAGCUCUAUGUAUAUGGCCCCGUUCCGCACACCUUUGAGGAGGAGUGGGUGGCCAAGCAGACCAAGAGGAUGCUCGACAUGAAGGCCAACCCAGUCCAGGGAUUUUCUGCCAAGUGGGACUACGACAAGAAUGAGUGGAAAAAAUAAGAACCCACCGUUCAUGUGUUUGAACCUAACUUGUUCCUUCGCCUCCAUGCAACUCAGCAUAUUUACUGGAAACUUGUUAUGUAAAACGGUGACAAUGCUAAUAAAUGACCAGUUUACAGUGCAA
This is a messenger RNA of Loxodonta africana (African savanna elephant), 739 nucleotides long. RefSeq names its product cytochrome c oxidase subunit 4 isoform 1, mitochondrial. The record is from RefSeq and is a predicted model, not a curated record. The transcript has 5 exons. NCBI's taxonomy places the organism in Eukaryota, Metazoa, Chordata, Mammalia, Proboscidea, Elephantidae. The coding region runs from base 106 to 615 and encodes 169 amino acids. Gene Ontology annotation, biological process: mitochondrial electron transport, cytochrome c to oxygen.